Athalia rosae (coleseed sawfly) is the source of this 28327-nucleotide messenger RNA. RefSeq names its product microtubule-actin cross-linking factor 1 (gene shot). Gene Ontology annotation, biological process: intermediate filament cytoskeleton organization; wound healing. Bases 492 to 26330 code for a protein of 8612 amino acids. The record is from RefSeq and is a predicted model, not a curated record. Gene Ontology annotation, molecular function: calcium ion binding; microtubule binding; structural molecule activity. Gene Ontology annotation, cellular component: membrane; cytoskeleton; intermediate filament. NCBI's taxonomy places the organism in Eukaryota, Metazoa, Arthropoda, Insecta, Hymenoptera, Athaliidae. The transcript has 43 exons.
GCUCUAGCAGGCAAGUUGGGUGGACGGUCGUUUCUCCGUGAAGAGUAUUGUUAAGUUUUCAUUUACGUUCACCGGAUUCUCUGCCAUCCGCGAUCAAAUUCACAGCGACCAGUGAACGGGGAUAAGGAUCAUCGGAGGCGUAUUAUCGCUCCCCGCGCCAAGUGACUCUUGGACCCGAGUGAAAAUAUCGCGAAUAAAUCAGCAACCCCUUCGACUGUCUUCUCGUGACAGUGUCGAGAAGGAGAGAUCGUACUUCUUCGGCGAGUUUUGUACCUCGCUCGAGGCUCCGGGUGCCGAAUUAAUCGGCCCGGGCCCCGCUAUGAAUGAACAGAGGGUAACGGGACCAUGUGUGAUCCAUGGAGAUGAUCAGUGAUCCGAGUUUCGUAGUAGGCACCAAGCACCAGCAGUGAAGUGUCGGAUUUGAAUUUGGCUCGUCUCGUGAUUGUGCCCGGCCGUUGAGAUUUAUUCGACCGACGAAAACGGAGAUUAGGAUGGAGUUCGAGCUCGAUGGAAGCCUGAAGGAAUGGGCCAAGGAUAAACCGUUGAGCAUCCUGCAGCUGGAUCCAGCUGAUAGGGCCGUUCUCAGGAUAGCCGACGAACGAGAUGCCAUACAAAAGAAGACCUUCACGAAAUGGGUGAACAAACAUUUGAAAAAGACUUACACGUGUCUCCACGUGUGCGUCAUCGUGAACAAUCAACCAUGCUGUUCCCCCACUGCAAGCAGGCACGUUGGAGACCUGUUCGAAGACCUUCGAGAUGGACACAAUCUCAUUUCCCUCCUGGAGGUGCUUUCAGGCGAGCACCUCCCGAGGGAAAGGGGAAGAAUGCGUUUUCAUAUGUUACAAAACGUACAGAUGGCUCUCGACUUUUUGCGCUACAAAAAGAUCAAGCUCGUCAAUAUCAGAGCUGAGGACAUAGUCGAUGGAAAUCCGAAACUCACGUUGGGGCUCAUCUGGACCAUCAUUCUCCACUUCCAGAUAUCGGACAUCGUCGUUGGCCAAGAACCGAACGUAACGGCGCGCGAAGCUCUUCUGAGAUGGGCUCGUCGUUCAACGGCGCGUUACCCAGGAGUCCGCGUUUCGGACUUCACCGGUUCCUGGAGGGACGGUCUCGCCUUCAGUGCCCUUCUUCAUCGAAACAGACCGGACCUCGUCGACUGGCGAAACGCAAGGGCGAGUCAGGCACGCGAACGUCUCGACAGGGUUUUCCACAUCGCCGAGCGCGAGUACGGCGUUACCAGGCUUCUCGAUCCCGAAGACGUUGAUACCCCCGAACCGGACGAGAAGUCUCUGAUAACGUAUAUCUCAUCGCUCUACGAUGUGUUCCCUGAACCACCACCGAUUCACCCAUUGUACGAUGCCGAGGCCCAACGCCGUUCCGCGGAAUAUCGGGAACUGGCGUCGUCCCUGCACCUCUGGAUACGCGAGAAAGUGGUCUUGAUGCAGGAGCGUUCGUUCCCCCCGACGCUAAUCGAAAUGAAGAAACUCGCAGCCGACAGUGCGAAGUUCAAGAACGAAGAAGUCCCACCCAGGUACAGGGACAAGCAAAGGUUGUCUCAUAUAUUCAGAGAUUUACAGAAGUAUUUCGAAGCCGUUGGAGAAGUCGAUAUGGAACCCGAACUUCACAUUGAAAUUAUCGAGAAGAAUUGGAACAGAUUAAUGAUGCUUCAUCAGGAACGAGAUCAAGCUAUACUCGACGAAAUCAAGCGCCUGGAGCGUUUGCAGCGUCUUGCCGAAAAGGUUCAUCGCGAAAUGAAAUCUACGGAUAAUCGUUUGGAGGAACUCGAAAGACGAGUCGAAGAUGAAGCUCGACGUCUGGACCGUCUACAUCCAUUGGAAGCCAAACAUGCCGUUGACCUGCUGGAACAGGACAUAAGAAAUACAGAGAUACAGAUUCAAAAUAUAUUCACCGAUGUUCACACUCUCACAGAAGGCAGAUAUAGUCAGGCUCCCGAACUUCACAAGAGGGUUCAAAAACUUCAUCAACGUUGGGUAGCGCUACGCUCGUUACUUCACAAACGAUUAGUAGCACCACUAUCCGUGGUAUCAUUUCCUGUUGAAGAACGUGUUGUUACCAAGCACCGAACUACCGUCCACGAAACUCGUUUGGUCGAUACGAAUCCGCAUUUCCGAAAUCUCCACGAUUGCAUAGAUUGGUGCAAGACCAAAUUGAAACAAUUACAAGAGGCUGAUUACGGAUCUGACCUUCCCAGUGUACAAAAUGAACUCGACAUUCAUCAGAGGGAACAUAAAAACAUUGAUCAGUUCUAUUCGAAAGUAGAAAAAUGUCUGCAAACUAAAAAUAAUUUCCAUGGCGAUGAACUCGCUUUGUUUAGCCAGCAUCUGAGUACCCUGCAAAAACUGUACGCCGAACUUUUAGCUACGUCUAAUAAGAGGCUGUCGGACUUGGACGUCUUACAAGAUUUCAUACAGUCAGCGACCGGAGAGCUUGUCUGGUUGAAUACCAAGGAAGAGACAGAAGUCACAAGAGAUUGGAGCGACAAAAACUUGAAUGUUCAAAGCAUCGAACAAUAUUAUGAAUCCUUGAUGAGCGAUUUGGAGAAGCGUGAGAUCCAGUUCUCUGCUGUGCAAGAUCGUGGAGAGGCACUAGUUCUACAACAUCAUCCUGCAGCUAAGACGAUUGAAGCUUACAUGGCUGCAAUGCAAAGUCAGUGGGCAUGGUUGCUGCAGCUUACGCUCUGCCUCGAAGUCCAUCUGAGGCAUGCCGCUCACAGUCAAACUUUCUUCAAAGAAGUUCAGCAGUCCGAACUCUGGAUAUCGAAUCGUGAUGAAAUUUUGAAUACUGUCUAUUCACAGUCAGAUUUCUCCUUGGAUGAAGGAGAACGUUUACUCAAGGGAAUGCAAGAGCUCAGAGAGGAACUCAACAACUAUGGAGAUCACGUACAACGAUUAGUCGAUCAAGCGAAGGAAACAGUUCCAAUGAAGGCACGCAGGCAGCCAGUUUCCCGGCCAAUUCAAGUCACUGCUAUCUGCAGCUACAAGCAAGUUAACAUCUCGUUUGAAAAAGGGGAGCAAUGCACAUUAUACGAUAACUCUGGCCGAGUAAAAUGGCGGAUAAAGAAUUCGCAGGGUGUAGAAUCUCCUGUACCUGGAGCCUGUUUCACCUUACCUCCACCCGACAAAGAAGCUUUAGACGCCGCAGAAAGAUUACGUCGUCAAUACGAUAGAAGUGUAGCCUUAUGGCAGCGAAAGCAAUUGAGAUUACGACAAAAUAUGAUCUUUGCUACAAUUAAGGUCGUCAAGGGCUGGGACUUACCCCAAUUCCUGGCCAUGGGUCAAGAUCAGCGUACUGCUAUCAGAAAGGCAUUGAACGAGGAUGCGGACAAACUACUUUCCGAAGGUGAUCCUGCUGAUCCACAAUUGAGAAGACUGAAGCGAGAGAUGGCAGAUGUUAACAGGCUCUUUGAUGACUUUGAAAAACGUGCUAGAGCAGAGGAAGAAUCGAAGAACGCUGGACGUAUAUUCAACGAUCAAGUUUCUGCCUUACAGCAAGCUCUGGAUGAGGCAGAAAGAAUUCUGAACUUACGCAUCGCGUCUCUCUUACCACGAGAUCUCGAUAGCCUGGAACAUUUGGUUCUUGAACACAAAGACUUUGAACAAAAUUUGCAACGUCACGCACCUGAAGUAGAACAAGUGCAACAAACAUUCCGUGGUAUAACGUUGAAGACAGCUGCGAUGAGGAACAAGCUCGAUAAUGUUAUGACAAAAUGGAAUCACUUAUGGAACCUGAGCAACCUUUAUAUAGAACGACUUAAGUGCGUUGAAAUUGUUUUAUCUGGACUUGAAGAGAACACCGCGGCUAUCUCAGAAUUCGAAAUAAAAUUGGCAUCAUUUAGUGAACUGCCAUCCGACGUUAAGGGUCUGCAACAUGUCCUCGAAAAUUUGAUGACCCUUCAAAACGCCAUAUCUCAGCAACAGAUACUCAUUGACCAACUUAAUGAUGACGCGCACAAUGCGCGAAGAUUGGUUGAAAAAUCAAGACCCAAUCAUCGUGGCCCACACAGCGAUAUGGAUAGACUAGAUGCCGAAGUGAACAGGUUAAAUGCAAGGUGGACAAACAUCUGUGGCCAACUUGUCGACAGACUUCGUAGUGCGGAAACAGCCUAUGGCCUUGCUCAGCAGUAUAAUAACUCUUAUCAAAAUGAAGUCGACUUCGUUGACGAAGGGUAUGGAAAACUAGAGACUCUUGCUCCAAUCCACAAUUUAGCUCACGAGCAGCUUGAAACUACAAAGAAUUUGCUGAACAGGGUUGUGGACAGAGCUCCAGUAAUCGAAGCCCUCAAUGUCACUGGUGGUCGAUUGAUUCGAGAAGGCAAGAUAUACGCCCAGAGGCUAAGAGCAUUCAGGGAGCAGUUGGAAGAGAUUUGUCCAUCGCUAGAUGCAUCAGUGAAACGACCUCGCCGAGAUUCGACCACAGUAGAAAACAUUGCCCGUGAACUGGACACGCUUAACAGAAGGUACACCACCCUUGUCAACCUUCUUCAAGAACGGGCUCGAAAGCUGGUACUGCUCUUCCCAGACGAUUUGUCACUACAGGUGAGUUUUUUGAAUUUAAUUCUUCACUUGAAAUUAUACUUUACGCAUAUUUGGCACCUACUUCUCUUCAUAAAGCUGAUGAGGUUGAAUGCAAUUAUAGAUUUUACGCUAUUGCCAAGUAGCACAUUCCUAAAAUUGCAAUCUAAUAAACGGAUCGUUAAGCAGCGUGUUCUGCAAGAGCAACGACCCCUGAGAACAUUUAGAACCGAAUUCAACAUCUAUGAGAGCACGUCCAGUGAAGAGCGUUAUACCUCCACGACAACACAUUAUACCCAGUCACAAUAUACAUCGGAGCAUCAUGAGUCAACCGCAACUACCUCAUCGAACGAAAUCCAGCUCAAAUCCGCUAGGGAAACUUCACCCCUUAAACGGCCACACGGCCAUCAUAGCUUUACAACUAAUGGAGACGCGACGAAAACCUCUGAGACUGACAGUCCGAAAUCUCAGUGGUCCGGGAGUAGUAUGCAAUUUAGCGAAAUUAGGAGUCUUAAAAGAAUACAUAGGGCAGAAGAGGGUAUUGGUACUGAUAAUAUAAUUGAAGCUAGAGGUAUAAUACACCCUGCUACCGGUGAGGUUCUCACAGUAGGGGAUGCGAUAAGUCUCAGAAUACUUGACGUUAGGACUGGUAGAAUAGCUACAUCCCCCGAUGGCAAGACUAGUGUGCCUAUCGAUGAGGCUGCUCGUAGUAAUAUCAUUGAUGCUAACCUCGCGAACAGGCUACUUGGCCCAUGCGGUGUUACCGAAGAUGGUCGACAGGUUUCUCUCCUCGAAGUCAUUCAGAGGGAACUUUUUGAUGCAGAAAGAGGCGACGACAGAGUUAAGGUAACAUAUGUUGCUACUACAGGAGUUAGCGUUGCUGAUGCGAUGAAACAGGGUUUGUUAGAUCCAGAAACUGGUCAGUUUAUAACGUUAAGUGGCGAACGAAUUUCUAUUGAAGAAGCAUACUCGCGGGGUUAUCUAAUCAGAAUUGACACCACAGUCAAGAUAAAAAGAGGUGCACUGGCAUUGUCUGAUGCGAUUUCACAAGGCUUGGUGGAUGAAAGAACUGGUCAAAUUAUUGACAGAAACACAGGAGAAAUAUUCUCAUUAGAUGAGGCCAUUGAAAGAGGUUUGAUCGAUCCAGACGUCAAAGAAAUCGUGGAUACUAAGAACGACACCAAAGUGACUGUAUCUGAAGCUAUUGCACAGGGUAUUUUGAAUCCUAAACUAGGAAAGUAUAUGCAUGGCAUUUCUCUAGAGAAACUUCCUUUAAAAGAAGCCCGACGAAGACAACUAAUUAUUAAACCUAUGACUCUGAAAGAUUGCUGCGAUUUAGACAUUAUCGAUGAUAAAGGAAAAAUUGCAAGUCCAGCACAUCAAACUAAAUUGGGUAUAUUAGAAGCUCUGUCACGCGGUGUUUUGGAUGCAGAUCUAAUCAAGUCCGUAUCAGACACUAAAGAAAAUGAUUUGCUAACGUUAGCUGAUGCUUUGGCUAGAGGAAUUGUUUUGCCGGAAGGUAAAUUCAAAGAUAGUUCAACGGGCGAAGAAUCAACCAUUCCAGAAGCUGUCGAUAGAGGUCUGAUUACUUCUGUAGCACAAAAAUCGAUAUUUGAUAUCGAUGGAUUUAAGGAUCCCGUUUCUCAAGAAUUCAUCAGCUUAAAUAUGGCUCUGCUCAAAGGACUGAUCAGUCCAAAAGCUGGAGGGUCCUUUGUCAUGGACUUGAAGAGUGGAAAGACAGUAUCAUUAGAAGACGCUAUGAACCAAGGCCACGUUCGACCUGAAGUUUUAGAAAUGUUGAAUCGUGGAAUAGGAGUUAUGGAUAAAGGAAAAGAAAUUAGUGUUCUAGAGGCAGUAUUAACCGGGCUGCUAGAUCCAAAAACGGGUCAGUUAUUAGAUCCUAAAAGCAGAAAACCAGUGCCUUUAGAAGAAGCAAUCAAACGUGGCCUUAUCACUCCUGAUGGCGCAGCUCUGCUGGCCAGUUUGCUGAACAUUACCGUCACAACCCAAACUGUUACAAAGACUGUGAAGCGAUAUGUAACUGUCACAGAAACUGGUGAAACCAUAACUAGAGAUUAUAAAAUUACAUACGGCGAAGCGUUACGCAAAGGUUUCUUGAAUGAGCAAACAGGAGAAUUUAAGGACCCUGAUGAUGGUAAGAUAAUCACGAUUCAAGAAGCCAUUAAGGAGGGCCUUGUGAGUCAGCCAAAUUUAGACGAAAAGGUAAAAUCUUCUCCAAAAAGGACCAGAGAUUUUCCUGCUAAACAAAUGACAUUUGAGACUACUAUUACUGCUAAUGUAAAUACACCUGUAAGGCCUCCAAGGGGUGUGUCACCUACCAAGGCUACUGGAACCACUACAACAAUUAUAACCAGAGAAAUUCGACCUCCCCCAAAAGAGAGAUCGCCAUCUCCAACAAAAAUUUCAAUUGCUACAAAGUCAAUUACUCCUUUACCAAUUAGCUCCAGCACUAGUAGCGUCACUAUUACAUCAAGUGCAACGACUUCUGUGGCAUCAGCAGAGUGGUCCUCUAAAGAUAAGUCGCCGCCACCUGUAAAGGAUUGGUCUCCUUCAUCAGCUAAGAGCAGAUCUCCUUCACCGACAAAGGUAAAAAGUUCAACAGCCACCAGUAUUACCACCACUACCAGGAAAAGAUCACUGUCUCCUGCUAAGGGCGAAAGAAAGCCCAGCAGGGAAGAGGAAAUACUCGCUUCUGCACAAUCCCAUCCACGAACUGCACGUCUUGAAUCUAUGGAUGUUGACGAGGUUCCAUCUGCCGUACAGUCUACUGUUAAAACGCAUUCUAUGGAAUUUAUCGAAAAUGAGCGAGCAUCGACUGAAAAGAGAGUAUUCGAAUUACCAACUGAUGGCUGGAUGCUGUCUGAGGCAAUUGACCAAAAACUCUUUGAUCCGAUCACCGGUCUUUUCAUAAUUCCAGGUACAGAUAGACUCGUUUCUUUCGAAGAGUGUGUGAAGCUCCAAAUCAUUAGUCCAAAUUCAGGAGUUGUAAUUGACCCAAACAAUGGUAGAAAAAUAUCUCUACUAAGGAGUCUUGAGAAAAAUAUUCUAGACUCUACUGGCCAUUAUACUCAUCCAACGAAAAUUCCGAUGAAGGAAGCCAUCACCAAAGGUUUGGUUAUUCUUGAACAGAGAUCAAUGGACAUCGAUGUUACAACUCAACGAUUAUUCCAAAUCACUAAAGUUUCCGGAGGGCCAGAUAAAGUAGUUGUGUCCCAGCUCGAUGAUCCAUCUAAUACCACAGAAAUAAGAAGCACUGAGGAAUUAUCCACGCUAGAACCUUUGCAAGUCGCACAGGGAAUUAUUUAUGAUCCGGCAACAGCAUUAGUAAUAUUUACAGAAACAGGAAAGUCCACUACACUUUUAGGUGCUAUUACAGAAGGCUCAUUACAGCCUGAAGCGAUAGUAGUGAAACAUCCAAAAACAGGAAAAGAAAUCGGAAUCAAGGAGGCGAUUGGAAUGGGUAUUGUUGACCCGCACACAGGUGUGUACAAGGAUGAAACUGGCCGGAGUAUAUCAAUCGCCGAUGCAGCUAAAUUCGGUGUUGUAGCAGUUCUGGGAGCACCUCUUGUGGCUGCAGCAGCAGCUGUCGAAGCUGUUAAAAAAGCUAUGGUCGACGAUCCACAGACAGGUGAAAGAAUUCCCCGUGAAGUUGCUAUUGAGCGCGGUCUUGUAUCCCCUGAUAAAGUUGUCAGUAGAACUGAAAUUGUCACCACUACUGUCGUUGUAACAGAUCCACAAACUGGGAAAGAAAUUCCUGUUAAUGAAGCAAUUGAAAAGGGAAUUGUUACACCGGAAGAAUUACACAAAUUAUCAGCUGUUCCUGAUUCCAAGGUGAAGGUCAAGAUCUUGGAUACCACUAGCAUUUCAUUGGAUGAUGCUGAUGACACGAGACCAUCAUUAGGAGAAAAAACACGAGAACGGGUUACUACUGAGCCCAAAUACAAAGUUACCAUUGGUAAGGCAAGAUCUCUGUCCCAAAGUCCUGAACGUGAAGCCAGACCGAUCGUUUUACAAAAAAUGCGAAAGAAGAUAGUGAGGCCAAAGGAUGCAGUGAAAAGUGGCCUUAUCGACGUAAAAACGGCCGAAAUUUUAGAGAAAACACUCGCACUUGCUGGUGAAAGCGGUGAGCCAAUCACGCUAACUGAAGCCCUUGACUCAAACAGAAUCAUACCCAACAGUGGUAAAAUUAUAGAUCCUCAAAGAGGGGAUAUUCUUACCAUAAAACAAGCUUUAGAACGUGGGAUAUUGGAUCCAGAAAAUGCAAACGUAUUAGUCCCAUUGGCAAGAAGUCUUUCGCUACCCAAGUUAUAUGAACAAGGUCUGCUUGACCCUGCAGAAGGUAAAGUCAUUCAUCCAGAAACUGGGGCACAUCUCACUUUGCACGAAGCAAUCGUAUGCGAAAUAGUAGAUCCUUUCUCAAAGCUCACUGAUAUAGAUGGACACAAAAUGACCCUGGAAACAGCCAUUGCUAAAGAUAUCGUUGACGCUGAUAAAUCACUUGUUAAAAUAAAAGAUGGCAACAUAAAUCUUGUGAAAGCGGUUGAAUGUAAAUUAUUCGAAGUUCAAGAAGCGACUGGCCCGACGCAGAUGCCACCAGCUGGAAUGACGUUCCCUGUAGCGCUGAAACGUGGCCUCGUUAAUCCAGAUACUAAAGAGAUCAGACAUCCUAUCACAGGCAAAGUUGUUCCAGUAGAAGAAGCUAUAAAGCACAAUUUCAUAAUGGCACUUCCGUAUCCAGCAGCACCUGACAGCAUAGAUCUAGCCAAAGCCUUAGAAUCAGGGUUGAUAGACAGAGAUAAAGGUGUAUUCAUGCAUCCUACAACUGGUACACCCAUUCCAAUUUCAGAAGCUGUUGAAUCUGGUUUACUCGUUAUCAAACCACAGGUGGCUGGUGAAUCUACGAUUACUGCUGUCACUGAAACUAUUACUUCCUACCAUACUAUAACUACUAAAACCAUAGAACUUUUAUCAGGGUACAUACUUUUGAGUGCAACUGAAAUUCAAGAUAUAAAUACUGGAGAAAUUAUUCCUAUGGAACAAGCGAAACAAAGAGGUAUUGUGAGGGAUGAAUCUGAAACAAAGGAACAAUUUACGACAAGAGACAUAAAAAUGACCUUCAGUGAUGCAGUUGCCAGAGGACUGGUUGACAUGAACGCUGGUACCUACACAGAUCCGGGGACUGGUACCGUCAUGCCAAUAGCUAAAGCGAUAGAAGUUGGAAUCUUGGAUACAUCUUCAACGAGCGAUGCACCAGAUACUCCUAAGAAAUCAGCAAACUCUACUUUAACUGUAUUGGAGGCGGUUGAAACAAUUUAUGACGAAGAGACUGGCAAAUUUAAAGAUCCAACUACAGAGAAAUCUUAUAAUUUCUCAGAAGCUAUUGAAGUAGGGCUGAUUGAACCCGAUUCUGUAGUUUAUGAUGUGAAAACAGCGGAAUCUGUCACAACAAAAGAGGCUGUGGAAAGAGGUCUUCUUGAUUCAAAAACUGGAAAGCUGAAAGAUAAAGAUGGCAGUUCCAUUUCAGUAACAGAAGCAGCUAAAUUAGGUCUUCUUGCAAUCGUUGCCGCACCUGUUCUUGCUGGAAAAGCUGUCGUAGAUGCCAUCAAAAAUCGCAACACUGAUGAAAAGAGACCAUCAGUAUCUCCAACAAAAGAGACUAGUCCAUCUGAAGAAAAAUACCCUCGUGCUAGUGCUUCACCUACAAAGAUUCAGGAUCAGAGCAGUGAUAGCAGACAUGAAACCAAAGUUUCACAUCAGAGAAUAGAAAUAACAAGGACAUCGCCAGAGCGUGAACAGCCUGUAGUUGAAAUUUCGCUUGGCUCAGCUCUUCAAAAUAAUCAGAUCGAUCCCAGAGUGACUAGAAUCAUUAUUGGAGACCAAGAACUUCCAUAUACCCUUCAAGAAGCCUUGGAACAACGGCGAAUAGAACUAAGCGAAAGUAUUGAAAUAAUCAGUGAAACAUUGAUCAGACAAGUUGCAGUACGGUCCAAGUUUAAAGUUAUUGUUUCUAGAGAACUUACUCCACAGUUUUUGGCUGAACAAGGAGCAUACGAUCUCAAUACAGAUAAAUUCCUAGACCCUGAAACAGGAGACAUUAUUUGCUUCAAUGAAUUUGUUCUCGAUCUCCAAGUAUUCGAUCCAGAUAACGUGUGGGUCAAAGACUUAUCCAGCAGGACUGAAAAAUAUGUCACACUCAGAGAAGCAAUUGAUCGACCACUUGUGGACAGGAAUUUGGGCAAUAUGGUUGAUCCGAAAUCAGGCAAAAAAGUUCCAUUCUUUGAAGCAAUCAAACUUGGUUGGAUCGUAGAAACAGAGCAUGUAGUGGAGGAGGAACCGCUUUCUUUGACUUUACAAGAAGCGAUCGAAGCUGGCGUAUGUGAUACAAGUAGUGGAGGGCUUCGCGACCCAAGGACAGGUGAACCUCUAACGCUAGCUGCUGCGGUAGAAAGUGGAUUAAUUGAUGCGAACUCUAUUAGUAUUCGAAAUCCUACCACCGACGAGAUAUUACCGUUUGGUGAAGCUGUAGAGACUGGUAUCGUUGAUUUGAAUCGAGGAGUAAUUGUAAAUGUUGAUACAAGAACGGAAAUCGAUAUUAAAGUGGCUUUUCUAAAAGGAUUCGUUGUUCCUGGGCUUCGCAAGCCAAUCUCUUUAGAGGCAGUAAUACACAAAGGAAUGUACGAUCCGCAAACUGGUAGCAUUAGAGAUCCUUUAACUAAGCAACAAAUCGACAUCGAAGAAGGUGUUCGCCGGGGAAUAGUAGAUGCAUUUAUUACGGAAUGUCAAGAUACAGCAACAAGUUCUUUCAUUUCUCUGGAUGAUGCGCUCACCGUCAAACUUAUCAAUUCAACAACCGGUCGUCUGCGGGAUACUCAAGCUGGUGAACUAUUGCCCCUUGAUAUAGCACUGAACAAAGGUCUUAUUAUAACCACACCAUUUGUACCUACAUUGAUUGAUGUAAUUGUGCAAGAAUAUUAUUCUCCAAAGACUAGUCUUGUACUAAACCCUAUGACAGGUGAAGAAUUAACAGUGCGACAAGCGUUGGCAAUUGGUUACGUGGAUGGAAGGACAAUCAAAAUUAAAGAUGAUAGAAACGAUAGCGUAAUUUCCCUGCACGAUGCUCAGAGAAAUAAUCUUGUUGACUUAGAAAAAGGUGUGUUACUUCACCCACAUUCCAUGACGUUGGAUAUUGCUUUUGAAAAAGGCUAUAUUCUAUCUACAAUUAAACCAUGGACCUUGCAAGAAGCCUUGGCGCAUCAAUGUUAUGAUCCAAAGAUGGGAAUAUUCAUCAUUGAUGGCGAUAAGGUCACAUUAGAAGACGCGAUUGCCAAGGGGCUAAUCAGUCGCGACAGUUCCUCAGUUAAAGAUCCAAGAACUGGGAAUAUAAUUUCACUCGCCGAUGCCAUCAAGCAUGGUCUUAUAGAUCCGAGAAGUGGGACUGCUUUAGAUCCUGUAACUGGUAUAUCUCUGACACUCACAGAUGCCUUAGACAGAGGCUUAAUAGUGCCUGCAAAGCGGAAGAUAUCUCUUCCUGAAGCUGUUUUCAAAGGCUUUUACGAUCCUAAGACCGGUAAAUUCAGUAGCAUCGAAUCUCAUGAAAAACUUCGUACAGAUCAAGCCAUUAAAAAAGGUGUCAUCGAUCCUACCUCAGCUAUUGUUCGAGAUCCAAGCGGAUAUGCAAUUACCUUUAAUAAGGCUAUCGAACAGCUUAUAGUAGAUCCCGCAACCGGAACUGUCACGAAUGAUAAAGGACAGAGAAUAGAUUUUCAAGAAGCAUUUGAAAGAGGUUUAUUAGUUGAGGCUCGUAGACCCAUCAGUCUCAGUGAAGCUAUCUCUAAAGGAAUUUUGGAUGGUGAAAAUGGUACUUUCUUAGAUCCACAAACUGGUGUCCAUUUGACUUUAAUUCAAGCGCUUCAACAAGACUUGAUCGAUGCCGAAUCCGUAAUGGUAAAAGAAGCACAUUCUGGAUUCUUGAAAAAAAUAACUCUCAUCGAAGCUAUACAACGGGGUUAUAUCAACAAAAUCACUGGGCGUGUUAAAGAUUUUACAAGAGACAACUUAGAAAUAUCUUUGAAAGAAGCUUAUGAAGCCGGAUUACUUCUUGAUAAUAAAGCAGCGGUCUCGCUACAACGGGCAAUCCACCAGGGACUGUAUGAUGACAAAACGAGGAAAAUCACUGAUCCCAGCACUGGAAGAGCUAUUACUUUACAUGAAGCUAUGCGAAAGUGCGUUAUUAGUCCCACUUUAGCAUGUUAUUGGGAUAAACGGGCAGAACGUCUGUUAUCACUUGCAGAAACCUGCCGAGCUGGAGUAAUUGACAGGAGAUCUGGCGUCUUCCGGGAACCUGGAGCAAAUUGUUCCAUUUCAUUGUCUGAUGCACUACAAAUUGGUCUGAUUGUCGAUAUUGAAAGCACAGGUUUUGGUUUCUAUGAAGCAAUUUUAAUGGGCAUGUAUGACAUUCCAACGGGUCGAUUUAUACAUCCAUCCAGCGCUAGAAAACUUACUCUAGCUGAAGCCUGCCAAGAAGAGUUUAUUAAUCCUUUAGUUUCUGUUGUAAAAAGCACAAAAACCAAUAAAUAUGUACCUUUAGCUAGUGCAAUUACCGAUGGCCUUAUCGACGCAGUUCGUGGUACCUAUAAUGUUCCUGAAAUUGGUAAAGUUAUGAAUCUACAAGAGGCACGCAAAAGAGGCUUCGUUGUGCCUUAUAAAAAACCGCUCACGGUCGAAGAAGCUGUCAAAUGUGGGCUUUAUCGAGGCGAUAGUGGCAAAUUCGUUGACCCGGUGAAUAAUGAAUUCCACGAGAUAUCUCAGGCUCUUGCAACUGGUCUAAUAGACCCUGACACAACAGCCCUCAAAGAUGCUACAACCGGACAAAUCAAAUCUCUGCAGGUCGGAAUUGAAGAUGGUACUAUUGAUGUACCCAAAGGAAGAGUACUUGAUCCUAAAACAAAACGGGCUUAUAAUAUUGAUGUUGCACUAGAACGCGGCUUGCUGGUAACCCUCGAUAAGCCAUUGAUUCGCCAGCCGGAACGAAGAACAUCUCUAGAGAUGCAGAAGAGUUCACUAAAAGAUAAAGGUGUUAGAGAAUGUACAUUAGAAGAGGCGAUCAGGUACGAACUACUCGAUCCAGAAACUUCUGUCGUGAAAGAUCCCAGAACUGGACGAUUUGUUAGUGUGAGCAUAGCAAUUACAGAUGGAUUGAUUGACUCUUCAAAGAAAGUUAUAUUUGAGCCCCAAACUGGUAAAGUUCCUUCUCAAUGCGUCAGGUUUGAAGAGACGAUAGUCUUUUUCAGCGAGCCCCUUACCUUUGAAACUGCAGUAGAAAAAGGCUACUUAGUCCUCGAAACUGGAAAGAUGAGAGACCCUAAAUCCAACGAAAUAUUGACGCUAAAAGAAGCUGUGACUCUCGGCAUCAUAGAUCCUGAUUCAGCUCUAAUUAAGGACUUGCAGAAAAAGAAAUUGAUCAAAUUACCUGAAGCGUUCCGUAAGGGAAUUAUGGACAGUGAAAAGAGCAAUGUGCUGGAUACAGUUACGUCUAAGCUUCACACCUUGCCAAAAGCAGUUGAAAUUCGCCUGCUGGCCACCCCCAAACAAGGAUUAUCAUUUAUUGAAGCACUACAAUUUGGCCUUUAUAAUCCUACGACUGGUGGUUUUUACGAUCCGUUCGUCAUAACUUCUGUAUUAGAUCGUAAGCGUUUGACAUUGAUAGAGGCUGUAGAGUCAGGCUUAGUUGAUCCAUCAACAACUGUAAUUAAAGAUCCUGAAUCUGGUAGUAUAACGAGUCUUCUAGAGGCUAUAAGUUUAGACAGGAUAGAUCCAAUAGCAGGCAGGUUUAUCGAAGGUCCUGAGGGCAAGAGUCUAGAUUUGGUCAAAGCAAUGGAACGGGGCUACAUUCUCGCCGCUGAAGCAAGGCAAGCGGUUGAAGAAAAAUACAAACUCUGCGAUGAGACAUUGACAAAAUUGUUGCAAUGGAUAUCCGAAGUUGAAGACAAACUGGCCAAUCAAGAUGUGGUCAAAGAAGACAUUGAAGAUUUAAGAAAUCAAAUCAAUGUUAUGAGGCAAGUGAAAGAAGACUUGGAAUCUCACAGUCGCCCUGUAUCGUCUUGUUUGGACCAAGUGAGGCAGGUCGUCCUUACUGGAAGUGAUGUUCUAUCGAGCGAUGAAGUUGCUACCCUAGAAAAGAGCGGUCGAGCUUUGAAGACCAGAUUUGAUAGAGCAGUUGACAGAACAGAGAGGCUUCUACGCCGUCUUACUGGAGCCAAUGAUGAACUCAGCAAAUUCAAAAAUGAGAUAUCAAACUUCUCCGCUUGGCUAGACAAGGCACGCCGUACAUUAGAAGAUAAAGAACGAUCACUUUCCAAUCUGAAUAAGUUGAACAGUAGUACUGAUCAAACCCGAGAAUUCGUUAGCGAUGUUAUCGCUCAUCAAGCAGAUCUGCGAUUUAUCACAAUGGCUGCACAGAAAUUCGUAGAUGAAAGCAAAGAAUAUUUACAAAUUCUAAAUGAUUUCCGAACUAGCUUACCACAGCGUUUGCCACAUAAAGAACCCAUCGCCAGUCAAAAUUCACCUGUAAGAAGCGAAGUUUCCAUUGUAACCGCACAAUACAAAGAUUUGCUUUCACGUGCUAAUGCGCUUUCGGAUAGACUUUCUGGAGUUGGAGGACGCCAACGUGAUUAUCGAGAUUCGCUCGAGAAGGCGAGAAUAUGGUUGAGAGAAGUUGAGCCCAAGAUACACCAGGUACUCAUAGAACCUGUGGCAGCUGAGCCUAAGCUAGUUGAAGAUCAACUUAGCAAGGCAAAGGCAUUGAAUAACGAAUUCCUGGCAAAUGAACGUUUGAUAGAUAACACAAAAUCUAGCCUGAUUGCAUUGCUGAGAUCUCUCGAUGGCCAACUCACACCUGCUGAAGCAAAUCAACUCGAAGAACCUGUAAGAGAGCUGGAAGACAAAUAUAAACAACUUGCCAAUGCUUUAGCCGAUAAGUGUCAGCAAUUGGACACUGCGUUAGUACAAAGCCAAGGCGUACAAGAUGCCCUAGACGGCCUAGUGAUCUGGCUCAACAAUGCUGAGAGUCAAUUCAAAAAUCUACAGCGUCCAGCUAGUCUACAGAAAGAACGGUUGGAAGAACAACAAAAAGAUCAGCGUCUUCUUCAAUCCGAUUUGGAUAGUCAUCGGCCAAGCGUUGAUGCUAUAACUGCAAGUGCCCAGGAGUUGCUCGUCAACUCAAGCAAUGCACGUGUUGCUAAGCGUAUUGAAAACAAGUUGAAGGAUGUUCAAAAUAGAUUUGAGAAACUCAUGGAAAAAUCGGUUCGUCGCGGAGAAUUCCUUGACGAAGUCGCUCAGGGCCUCAGUGAAUUCAAUGCACAGACAUCUAAGUUUGAAACAUGGUAUGCUCACAUGAUCGAAAUUCUGGAAUCAAGAGAACUCGGGAAACUGGAUGUUUCCGAGCACGAAGGUAGAAUGGCACAAAUCAUUGAUAAACGUGAAGAUCAACGUGGUAAUUUCGAAGAUCUCAUCCGCAAUGGAAAGAAUUUGGUAGCCAAGAAGGACAUAACCGAUGCAGCACCCACCAGGGAUAAGAUCAAGGCUUUAGAAUCGCAGUGGAAGGAACUGAACAGUCUUCUCGAUGAAAAGCAACGUCUCAGUAAAUCUCGUGCCGAACAACUAUCUGCUUAUGAAAAAUUGAGAGAUCAAGUCAUUGACUGGCUGACCAACACAGAAAAUAAAGUACAGAGAUUGCAACCAGUUGCAGUCAAUCUUGAAAAACUGAAAAAACAAGCUGAAGAACUUAAACCGAUCCAGAAAGAAUAUAGAGAUCACGGAGCUACCAUUGACAAAGUCAAUGACCUCGGGAUUUCAUACGAUAGUCUAUUGAAAGAACGUGGUGAGAGCCCAACCAGACGCCGAGGCAGUGCUAGCCCUACAAAACGACCGAAUAUUACCAGUCCACUACGUCGUACGUCACAAGACGGUCGCUCACCAUCCCCUACUAAGUCCUAUGCGGCUCAAAGUCCGGUAUCUCCAGGUGGUAGCAGUGGCUUCAGCAGUAGGCGAUCUAGCCAGGAUGGCUUCCAUUUGGAAGAAUUGUCCCCUGUUCAACAGCAACUUUCUGAAAUUAACAACCGUUACAGUCUACUGGGUGUUAGAUUGACCGACAGACAAACUGAACUCGACAAUCUUAAGGAAGAACUUAGGAAACACCUUGAAAACUUGAAAACAUUGUCACAAUUUUUGGACAAGAUUCAGCGCCAGUUGCCAAAAGAAACGAUUCCAGCAACUAAGGAAGAAGCAGAUAAAACUGCUAAGCAGAUCAAAUUAGUCAUUGAGGAAAUGUACGAGAAACAAUCUCUGUUAGAUAGCACAAGGACUCAGGUUCGUGAUCUUGUAAGGCGUAAACAUAAUGCUGAAGGAACAGACAGACUCAAUGAUGAACUAGAAGAUGUUGCUAGCCGCUGGAAAUCUAUAUCAGACAGAUGCAAGGAUAGAAUCAAAUUCUUGGAGGAUAUUAAGGAAUUCCAUGAUACUUAUGAAGGUCUCAAUUCGUGGCUGGGCGCCAAAGAAAGAAUGUUGGGAGCAUUAGGACCAAUUUCAUCUGAUCCUAGAAUGGUCGCAAGUCAAGUUCAACAAGUUCAGGUCCUUCGCGAAGAAUUUAGAACACAACAACCACAACUUGAUCACUUAGCUGAAGUCGGCGAGAACGUACUGGCUAGAGUGAAUGUCCAAUCGCCGGAUGGUCAGAAAAUCAAUACAAAACUCAACAGCGUCUUGCAAAGAUGGGCUGAUCAGUUGGGAAGGUUGGAAGAGCGUGCACAAAGUCUAGGAGAUGCUGUUGACACCAGUCGUGAAUUUGACGCAAGUCUCAAUCGGCUGCGCGAUGCUCUGCAAGGAAUUUCUGAUAACUUGGACGAUCUUCCACUUGACAAAGAUCCUGAAGAACAAUUACGAAAGAUCGAGAAUUUGGAACGACAACUCGAAGGUCAAAGACCUCUUCUGGCUGAUGCAGAAGCCUCUGGUGCUCAAUUGUGCGAAGUUUUGAGUGAUCCAGCAUCAAAAUCUGAGAUUCAAGGCAAACUCGCGGCUGUUGGAAAGUUGUAUAAUAACUUGCAGAAGAAACUAGAUCAUAGGAAAGCUGAAGUUGAAGGAAAUCUUCGAGGAGGAAGGCAGUUUGAGGCUUCGUGCAGCAAGACUCUGGGAUGGCUUGCAGACGAGCUCAGCAACAUGUCCGAGAAACUCUUGGUAUCUGCCGAUCGUGAAAUUCUGCAGCAACAACUUGAUCACCACGAGCCUGUCUACCGUAACGUGAUGAGCAAAGAACAUGAGGUGAUAAUGCUAUUGAACAAGGGUCGAGACAUGCUCGGACGUUCCCAGAAAACUGAGAAUCGUUCGCUCCAACGAGACCUGGAAAAGAUGAACUUGCAAUGGGAUAGAUUAAAGAAAGAUACAGUUGAAAGGCAAACUAGAUUGCAAACCUGUGCUGAGCAUUGCAAGAAAUAUUACCGAGCUCAAGACACGUUCCUUCCAUGGCUACGGCAAGCAGAGGACAAACUGGAGAGUCUUAGGCCAGCUUCAUUCAAGCGUAAAGAUAUUGAAAAGCAGUUGAAGGAACUGUCAUCUUUCAGAAAUGAAGUAUGGAAACGUUCUGGUGAAUUUGAAAACAACAAAACCUUGGGAGAAACCUUCGUUAGUGCGUGUGACAUUGACAAAGAUGUGGUGAAGAAUGAACUCAAUGCCAUGAAAAUUAGAUGGGAUAAAUUGAACAACGAUCUCCUCGAGAGAACUCAAUCCCUAGAAGACACGGCUCGGCAUCUCACAGACUUUAGUGAAAACCUGCGUGAUCUGCAGCACGGAUUACAACGUUGCGAAGAUAAACUUGCGUCCCACGAUGCUCUUGGUGGGGCAUCCAAAGAUCCAAAACUUCUCGAUAGAAUUAAGAAUUUGCGGGAAGAGACAGCAAGUUUGAAGAAACCACUUCAAUCCGUGAGGCAACAGGCCAAUGAUCUCGUGAACGCUGCUGGUGAACAAGGAGUGGAUGCAACGCACUUGCAAGAUGAAGUUGAUAAUGUCACAGAUCGUAUCGAUGAUCUGCAAGCCAAAUUGGACGACAGAUGUAGCGAACUGCAGAGUGCAGCUACAGCUGUUGCUCAGUUUAAUGAUCAAGUAAAGAGUGUCGUUCAAGAUCUCUCAGAUCUUGAGAAGGAGUUGGAAUCAAUGAAGGCUCCAGGUCGUGAUAUUAAGGUUGUGCGUGGUCAAAUAGAAGAUGUAGGCAAGCUCAUUAACAAGAUCAACAAGGCUGCCGAUGAUGUGGCUGAUGCCGUUAGUUCUGGCGAGAGAUUAGUUGACUCUGGUUUUGCACCUGAUACGGUAGCAACUAGGGACCAGGUUGAGACACUGAAACGUCAACUUGGAAAGCUGGAUGAACGUGCACGAAACAGAGAUGAAGAACUCAGUGACACUUUGAAUAAACUUCAAGAAUUCUAUCACGCACAUGCCAAUGUUAUGGAUGAUAUUACCGACGCAAAUGAACAAGUUCGUAAACUUAAACCCAUAGGCUCAGAAGUCGAAACUAUCAGAGCACAGCAGGAAGAUUUCAGGAAUCUCAAGACCAAAACAAUUGAACCAAUAGGUCAUGCAGUCGAUGAUUGUAACCGUCUUGGACAAUCUCUUGUUCAAAGCGCAGGCCGUGAUGUUAAUACCGGUAGUAUAGAGAAGGAUCUGGAUAAAAUGAAUGAUAAAUGGAACGACCUCAAAGGCAGGCUAAACGAACGAGAUCGCAGAUUGGAUGUGGGUCUGCUACAGUCUGGCAAAUUCCAAGAGGCUUUGGAUGGACUGGAGAAGUGGCUCGCAGAUACCGAAGAAAUGGUUGCAAACCAAAAACCACCUUCCUCCGAUUACAAGGUUGUCAAAGCUCAACUGCAGGAACAAAAAUUCCUGAAGAAGAUGUUAAUGGAUCGUCAGAACUCGAUGUCAUCUCUGUUCACUAUGGGUCAAGAGGUUGCCGCUGGAGCAGAUGCAAAGGAGCGUAAAGUUAUCGAAAAACAACUCAAAGAUCUUAUGGGUAGAUUCGAUAAUUUGACAGAUGGUGCUGCAGAAAGAAUGGAUGCAUUAGAACAAGCAAUGGCUGUAGCCAAGGAAUUCCAAGAUAAACUAAUUCCACUUGCUAUCUGGCUAGACAAGACCGAGAAGAAGGUCAAAGAUAUGGAAUUAAUUCCAACUGAUGAAGAAAAGAUCCAACAGCGUGUCAAAGAACACGAUGUGCUACAUGAUGAUAUUUUGUCCAAGAAACCAGAUUUCAGUGAAUUAACAGACAUUGCCAGUAAUCUAAUGGGCCUUGUAGGCGAGGAUGAAGCUGCGACACUAGCAGAUAAACUUCAAGAUGCUGCAAAUCGCUACGCUGCAUUGGUCGAUCGUUCUGAAUCGCUUGGAAAUUUGCUUCAGCGAUCAAGACAAGGACUCAGACAUCUCGUACUCACUUACCAGGAUCUUCAAGCCUGGAUGGAAAGUAUGGAAGUCAGACUCUCGAAAUACCGUGUAUUGGCUGUCCAUACUGAGCGACUCCUUCAGCAAAUGGAAGAUCUUGCAGAUCUCACGGAAGAAGUUUCCACCAGACAAACUGAAGUUGACAGCACGGUCGAUUCGGGUCUCGAACUAAUGAAACAUAUCUCGAGCGAUGAAGCACUGCAAUUAAAGGACAAACUUGAUUCCCUGCAACGACGCUUCAAUGAUCUAGUCACACGAGGUUCUGAUCUUCUCAAGCAUGCACAGGAAGCCUUGCCAUUGGUACAGCAAUUCCAUGACAAUCAUAACCGUCUUAUGGAUUGGAUGCAGGGUGCUGAAUCUGCUCUGCAAUCUGCUGAACCUCACGAAGAAGAAAUUAUUCGUUUGGAAAUGGAGAUAUCCGAGUAUAGACUGGUUCUCGACAAAAUCAAUACAGUUGGACCACAAUUGUGCCAGAUUUCACCUGGAGAAGGUGCGGCAACGAUCGAGGGUCUGGUAACUAGGGAUAACAGAAGGUUUGACGCUAUUGCUGAACAAAUUCAAAGGAAGGCAGAAAGGAUUCAGUUGAGCAAGCAGAGAUCCCUUGAAGUGAUCGGCGAUAUUGACGAUCUUUUGGAUUGGUUUAGAGAAGUUGAUGGUCAAUUACGAGAAGCUGAACCACCAAGUAGCGAACCUGAAGUUAUCAGAGUGCAGCUCAAAGAACAUAAAGCACUUAAUGAUGAUAUUUCGAGCCAGAAGGGUAGGGUCAGGGAUGUUAUUUCCACUGCUAAGAAAGUAAUUCGAGAAAAUGCCCAACACGAAGACACCUCGACAAUUAGAGAUAAAAUGGAAGACCUUCGGGAAACUAUGGAAAUAGUUUCUGGACUUUCAGCAGACAGGCUAGGAGCCUUGGAACAAGCUUUACCAUUGGCAGAACACCUCCGAGAUGCUCAUGCUGGCCUUGUCAGCUGGCUAGAAGAAGCUGAACAACAAGUUGCAAUGCUUCCCAUGCCAGCAUUACGACCCGAUCUUAUUGCGGUACAACAAGAUAAGAAUGAACUGCUCAUUCAGAGUAUAAAUGAACACAAACCCCUCGUAGAGAAACUCAAUAAGACUGGAGAAGCUCUCAUCAAAUUAUGCAACGACGAAGAAGGCACAAAAGUGCAAGAAAUUCUGGACAAUGAUAAUGCUCGUUAUUCAGCACUACGUGCAGAACUACGUGGCCGUCAACAAACACUUGAGCAAGCAUUACAAGAAUCCUCCCAAUUUUCUGACAAACUGGAGGGUAUGCUUCGUGCACUAUCCUCAACUGCUGAUCAGGUUAACGGUGCUGAACCCGUGAGCGCUCAUCCUCCAAGGCUGCGUGAUCAGAUGGAAGAAAACUCUGCCCUGGCAGAUGACAUUGCUCAGAGAUCCGAAGCCUAUGCCGCGGUUAAAAAGGCUGCCGACGAUGUUAUCAAUAAAGCUGGUAACAGGGCUGAUCCAGCGGUCAAGGAUAUCAAGCGUAAAUUGGAAAAACUCAACAGGCUUUGGUCCGAAGUUCAAAAGGCUACAAAUGAUCGCGGAAGAAAUUUGGAUGAUACCUUGGCUGUGGCUGAGAAGUUCUGGUCGGAGUUGAAUGGAGUAAUGGCUACAUUGAGAGAAUUACAAGAUGCUCUUGCUGGACAAGCGCCUGCUGCUGUUCAACCUGCAGCUAUUCAACAACAACAAGUAGCCCUCCAAGAAAUUAGGCAAGAAAUCGAUCAGACAAAGCCUGAUGUUGAACAAGUCAGAGCUUCUGGACAAGAGCUGAUGGGUCUCUGUGGCGAACCUGAUAAACCUGAGGUUCGUAAGCACAUGGAAGAUUUGGAUCAAGCUUGGGAUAACGUAACUGCACUCUAUGCACGACGUGAAGAAAACCUCAUCGAUGCUAUGGAGAAGGCUAUGGAAUUCCACGAAACUCUUCACAAUCUUUUGGAAUUCUUGGAGGAAGCUGAGGACAAAUUUGCUGCCAUGGGGACUCUAGGUAGUGAUAUUGACGAAGUUAAGAAGCAAAUCAAACAACUUGCUGCUUUCAAGGCUGAAGUCGAUCCACAUAUGGUGAAAGUUGAAGCCCUUAACAGGCAAGCUGCGGAACUCACUGAGAGAACAUCUUCAGAACAAGCAGCUGCUAUCAAGGAGCCCUUAGGAGCGGUAAAUCGGAGAUGGGAUGGCCUACUCCGCGGUGUUGUUGAGAGGCAAAGGUUGCUCGAAAACGCGUUGUUGAGACUUGGCCAAUUCCAGCAUGCUCUCGACGAACUUCUCGUAUGGAUCAAUAAGACUGAUAGAACCUUAGAAGAUCUGAAACCAGUGGCUGGUGAUCCUCAAGUAAUCGAGGUCGAACUAGCUAAACUCAAGGUUCUAGUAAAUGAUAUACAAGCACAUCAGACAAGUGUAGACACUCUGAACGACGCAGGAAGGCAACUUAUUGAGGAUGGCAAAGGCACUGCAGAGGCAUCGACCACAGCUGAAAAACUGGGAACACUCAAUAGGCAGUGGCGUGACCUGCUGCAGCGAGCAGCUGAUCGCCAACGGGAACUGGAAGAUGCUCUUCGUGAGGCGCAAUCCUUCACAGCUGAAAUUCAAGACUUAUUGUCGUGGUUAGGCGAUGUAGAUAAUAUGAUUGUCGCAUCUAAGCCUGUUGGUGGCCUGCCGGAAACAGCAUCGGAGCAGCUUGAACGAUUCAUGGAGGUUUAUAACGAAUUGGAACAAAAUCGGCCAAAGGUAGAGACUGUUCUGCAGCAAGGACAAGAGUACUUGAAACGUGCUGGAACGACGAGUGCAGGUGGUUUGAAUCAUAAUCUAAGAACGUUAAAACAAAGGUGGGAUAAUGUUACGGCUCGUGCAAGUGACAAAAAGAUCAAACUGGAAAUCGCUCUUAAGGAAGCAACAGAAUUCCAUGAUGCUCUGCAAGCGUUUGUUGAUUGGUUAACGAAUGCGGAAAAAAUCCUUACCAACUUGAAGCCUGUCUCCAGAGUUAUGGAAACAAUUCUAGGUCAGAUCGAAGAACAUAAAGGUUUCCAGAAAGAUGUUGGUGUUCAUCGCGAAACCAUGUUGAACCUUGACAAGAAGGGAACUCACUUGAAAUACUUCUCGCAAAAACAAGAUGUUAUUUUGAUUAAAAAUCUGUUGAUCAGUGUACAGCACAGAUGGGAAAGAGUAGUUUCAAAAUCCGCUGAACGAACAAGAGCCUUAGAUCAUGGCUACAAAGAAGCCAGAGAAUUCCAUGAUGCAUGGUCGAACCUGAUGAACUGGUUAGAUGAAACGGAGAAAACUUUGGAUGAAGUUGCUGCUGAUGGAGUCGGUGGAAAUGAUCCAGAGAAAAUCAAAUCUCGACUGAACAAACAUCGUGAAGUACAACGUGCUCUCAGUGGCAAACAGGGCGUAUAUGAUUCUACAAUGAAGAAUGGUAAGUCCCUGAAAGACAAGGCACCAAAGACCGAUGAAGCAGCUUUGAAGGAACUUUUGAACGAGCUGAAAAAUAAAUGGACAACCGUUUGUGGAAAGAGUGUCGAUAGACAAAGAAAACUUGAAGAAGCAUUGCUGUUCUCUGGGCAAUUCAAAGAUGCUAUCCAGGCAUUACUUGAAUGGCUUAGGAAGGUUGAAAAACAACUAUCUGAAACGGGACCAUUGCACGGAGAUCUCGAUACUGUUACAAAUCUGUUUGACCAACAUAAAUCUUUUGAGAAAGACUUGGCAUCGCGUGCUUCUCAAAUGGAAUCUGUCAUCAGAACUGGCCACGAUCUUGAAUCAAAGGCUACCUCGGAAGAUGCAUCGACCAUCAGAUCUCAACUUACCGAAGUUAAUUCUCUAUGGGAUAACGUAACACGCCUGUCCUCAAAUAAAACUUCUCGUUUAGAGGAAGCUCUCAGGGAAGCUGAACGUCUCCAUAAAGCGGUUCAUGUUCUUUUGGAAUGGCUCAGUGAUGCUGAAAUGAAACUUAGGUUUGCUGGCCAACUCCCUGAAGAUGAACAAGAGAGUAGGAACCAAUUAAUGGAACAUGAGAAAUUCCUACGAGAGCUUCAAUUCAAAGAAGUUGAAAAAGAUGCUACCCUGGAGUUAGCGCAAGUGAUUCUCACCAAAGCACAUCCAGACGGUGCGGUAGUGAUCAAGCACUGGAUUACAAUUAUCCAGUCCAGAUGGGAGGAAGUUUCUACGUGGGCUCACCAGAGAAACCAGAGGCUGGAAACUCAUAUGCAAGGCCUGCAGGAUCUGGAUAAUUUGUUGGAGGAGUUACUUGAGUGGCUUGGUGGAUUGGAAAAUACAUUAAAUAUCUUGGAAGCGGAACCUCUUCCUGAUGACCGUGUAAUUCUGGAGGAACUCAUUACCGAUCACCGUGAAUUUAUGGAGAACACAAGCCGAAGACAGAACGAAGUUGACCGUGUUUGCAAAGCUCGUCAAGUAAAAAUUAUCAAAGAUGGUCGCAAAGUUUCAAGACCCAAGUCGACUACACCAAGUAAGGAUCACUACUAUGACCAAGAUCAUGAACACCCUCCGCUACGCAAGCAAAGCUUCAAAGGAAGCCGUGACCUCGCCCAGAACUCGAGGCGUGGAAGCCGAGCCAGCCCAGGUCGGGAGAGAACACCAGACCCCUCCUUACCACACAUUGGUCCACGCUUCCCACCAAAAGGAAGCAAAGGGGCUGAACCAGAAUUCCGAAGCCCAAGAGUCAAGCUUCUCUGGGACAGAUGGCGGCAUGUUUGGAUGUUGGCGUGGGAGCGUCAACGGCGACUGCAGGACAAAUACAAUUACAUUCAGGAACUGGAUCGUGUCACCAAUUUCAGUUGGGACGAUUGGCGCAAGAGGUUCCUGAAAUUCAUGAACCACAAGAAAUCUCGUCUAACAGAUCUGUUUAGGAAAAUGGACAAGAAUAAUGAUGGACAAAUUCCACGGGAAGACUUUAUUCAAGGAAUUAUGAACACUAAAUUUGAAACAUCACGUUUGGAGAUGGGUGCUGUAGCAGAUCUUUUCGAUCGUCAUGGUAAAGGCUUGAUUGAUUGGAAAGAAUUCAUUGCUGCGUUACGACCAGAUUGGGAGGAGCGCAGACCUCCGAAUGACACUGACAAGAUUCACGAUGAAGUUAAGCGACUGGUCAUGCUUUGUACGUGCAGACAGAAGUUCCGAGUGUUCCAAGUUGGUGAAGGAAAAUACAGGUUUGGCGAUAGUCAGAAACUGCGCCUUGUUAGAAUUCUUCGUUCUACUGUCAUGGUGCGAGUUGGAGGUGGUUGGGUGGCUCUGGACGAGUUCCUUGUGAAGAAUGACCCAUGCCGCGCCAAGGGAAGGACGAACAUUGAGCUCCGGGAACAGUUCAUACUGGCAGACGGCGUCAGCCAGACUAUGACGGCGUUCAGGUCCAAACCGAGUCCAACCUCGACCCUGCAACGUACGCCAAUAUCCUCUGCUGGGCCCAUAACUAAGGUGAGGGAGCGCAGCGCUAGGAGUACACCAAUGGCUCAGACACGUGCAUCAAGAUCUUCGCUGAGUGCUGGAACUCCUGAUAGUCUCAGUGACAAUGAAAACUCCUUCAGGCUACCAGCUCGGAAAGCCAGCACACCGUACAGAAGUGGUUUAACUCCAGGAGGAAGCCGUCCGUCAAGCAGGCCAGCAUCCAGACCAGCAAGUAGACCGAGCAGUAGGCCAGUUUCCAGACAAGGUAGCAAGCCUCCUAGCCGUUAUGGAUCAACACAAUCACUCGACAGUACUGAUGAAGGUACUCCAAGUCGCAUUCCGCGUAGAACUGUGGGAACCACGGGUAAUACGCCAACAUCCAGUCGCCAUAACAGUAUUUCUGGCAGACGACUCGGAGCCCCAGUUAAUGGCUCUAGCUCUAGGCCUCGAACACCUACCGGACUCAUCAGUCCAGCUGGUGGUGUGACGUCAAGGUUUGGCUCGAUUCAUCGAGCGUCGAGUAUACCAACCCUCUCUGGUGUCGGAACACCAAUUAGCCGCUCUAGGAUUCCGGUUUACGUUGGACCGGAUAUAAAAUCCCCCCAGUCUACGAUGAGCAAUAUUUCAACUCAUUCAACACAAAGCAACCAAUCCACUAUUUCUACUGAUUCCACUGGGAGCAGCUCCAUCCGUACAAGUUCAGCAACUAACAUCCCCUCGACCGUCAAGCAAACUACUAGAACACGGACACCAUCGAGUGGGUCAAGUACACCACUUCCACCCACUACCAAGCUGACACGAAAACCUUCUGGGGCUUCGGACACAUCCGUGUCAUCGACCCCAGGUACAAAAAAAGGCAAAGCUCCUACACCGAUUGAGCAAAGAGCUCCGUUCAGGCUUUAAUCCACACAAAUAAUACAUAUAUCUGCUCUCUCAACGCAGAAAGAUUGUAGACCAAUCAUUCAAUGCUUAUAAAUUAUGUCAAUUCUGGUAAAAAGUCUGAAAUUGAUGAUUCCAAGUUCUACGGUAUCGAAUCAAGUGUGAAUAUUAACAAUUGCAAUGAUCUAAAUUAAUUACAAUAGACUUUUUACCAUGAAAACCAAUCGUGCGAUUUUCGCGACUUGAGAUCAUUGUAGUAUUUCAACUGCUUGUACUCUCUUUGUCCGUAAAGAAUUGUAAAAAAAAAAAAAAACGGAACUUGAAAAUUACGUACUGUUAAACGCAAGGUAUUCAAUAUUAGGCUGAUAAUGACAAAAAUUAGAUAAUUAUAAAAUAUAUCGAGGCAUAAUACCUUUAUCAAGAAUCUGAUGAUUGCGUGAAUUAUAUUAAAAAUAUAAUUGGGGUAAACGCGCAUUUCGUCAGUUAUUACUUAAUCUAAUUGAUAUCGUAUCAGCUUUGCAGAAUCCUCGUUAAAAAUGAUAAUUCAUUAUCUUCAUAGGUAAAUAAUCAGUUGAUUUGGUUUUGACACCUCGAGCUUGAAAUAGUUAUUCUUAUUUAUUUUAGAAUACUGGAAAAAAAAAUGAUUCAUCCAAUACAUGUGAUGUAUUAUGAAAGUAAUUACUUUGCACUAAGAUUUUUGGAAAUAGUUUGUCUUGUGGGUUUUUAUACACGAUUUACAUUACUUUAUUUCGAAGUGACGAUUGUAUGGUAUUACGUUUGUAUGCAUAAGUGUGUCAAAGCCUUGGAUAAGCGUAUAGAAGAAGAUUACCUAUUGUUACAUUGCAAUUUUCAAAUAAUUAUGUCAACUCAGUAGCGUAUUUUUAAAGUUCGACUAAAAUUAGUUAGAUAGGUAGUAAACGAACUGUAAUUAACUGUACUCUUUUUCUUGAAGUUUCGGUUCGGGGUAUUCAAAAAUUAAACAUCUAUUUUACGGAAACUUCUGUAUGGAGUACAGUUCUUACAUUUUGUUGUAUAUUAAUUUUAACAAAUUAACUCAUUAAGUCUGGCGCACUCACGUUCUUCUUCGAAGAGUUAACUUUAACAAAUUAAAUCUAGGUAUUCUAUAUAUUUUUUUUUAUAAGCGUAAUAAUAUCAAUAAUUCUCCUAAUUUUAUAUUAAUAUAUUUACAGAAUAUUAUUUAAUGCCAUUGUUUUUGUUCGGUCGCAAAUAUUUGUAUCUAAAUAUAUUUAUAGACAUUUACGUAGAAUGACUUUUUUUUUUCUUUAUUAUUAUUUUAUUUUCAAUGCUUUUUUUCGAAGAUACGUGACUGCUCAAAACUGAGAAAAUGGAAGAAAAAUAAUUGAAAUAACUACGAAAAGUAUAAGAAACAAGUUUAAUGAAAACUUACUAAAGAACAUUAAUAUAAUUAUUAUGGGAAAGAGAAUUUAUUAUGUACAUAUUGGUUGGUUCUCUUAACCCAGUGUGAAAUUAUUCACACAAAAAAAAAAAAAAAAAUGAAUAAAGAAUACAAUGAUUAAAUAAAAAUAAAAGAAAAAACGAAAACAACAGAUACGAUUCGAGCACUUUGAUGCCGAAGUGAGAAGAGAGAUGAAAAGAAAUUAUGUGAAAAUCAAACUUAGCUUUACGUUUACGUGGCACAAAUUAUCGAAAUGAUUUGUUCGUAACUGCGUUAUGGCGCCGCAUUGGAACGACAUCAUAACGCCAACAUUGGCAGAGAUAUUGCUAGAUUUACGCAUUAGUUAAGACAAAACGGUUUUGUCUGAGACAGUAGAAAAACGUGCCUGCCUGUGCGGUUUUAGAUAAAACCAAAAAAAAAAGACAUUUCCAAUUUUUAUAUACAAAUAUUAAUAUAAUAGAAGAAAAAAAAGAACCCUAAUAUUAUUAUCUAAUAUAAUUAAUGUAUUAACAAUCAUUAUUAUUUCUAUAAUAUUUUGUUUUGCCUUAUUGUAAAAUUCUGUAUCGUCGCUAAUAACGCUGUGAAAAAUAUAUAUUUAAAAAUA